GCACUACCCUCUUCCUUGCUCAUCAGCAGCUCACAAAAACCCCCCCUCCUCUGCCUGCAGUGCCAGCCACCCUACCCUCACUGCCACAGGAUGGCAUCCUGCUCCUCCUCCUCCUCUCCACCUCCGCCCAUCCCUCUCCUCUUCCUCCUCCUCGUCUCCCUCCUCGCCGCCACCUUCCUCGCGCCGCAAGCUCUCGCCCAGCAGCAACCGCAGGUACACGAGGAGGGCGGCGGCGGCAACGCGACGGCGGCGUGGGCGCCGAGGCUGAGGAAGACGUUCCUGGACGGCGGCGCGGGGAUGCUGCCGCGGCGGCGGCGGCUGGUGGGGAGGUUCCAGAUAUGCGCGGUGUGCAGCUGCUGCGGGGGCCCCCACGGGGUGUGCAUCCCGGCGCCCUGCUGCUACGCCAUCAACUGCAACAUCCCCAACCGCCCCUUCGGCGUCUGCUCCUUCACCCCGAGAACCUGCAACUGCCUCAACUGCCACCUCUAGCAACCCAACCCCAAACCCCAACACCCCAACAAGAGUAAUGCUGCUUAAUGCUUCUUCCUUUUUCUUUUUUCCUUUUCUUUUUUGGUGAUCAAGAAAUGCUGAGAGAUUUGUGGAACACUGGAAUCAUAUAGUAUAGUAGCUGUAGUGAGUUCUACGUACAUUGGAGGAUCACAUUGGUAGCUACAAGUAGCUUGGUGAUGGAUGGAUGGAUCGAUGAAUGUCUUGAUGUUAAAUCAUGGAUGGAUGUUUUUCUUUUAUGGUUAGCUUUUUUUUUUGGGGGGGUCACUGGUUAAUGUGGUGCUAUUGAAUUGUGGAUAUAAUUAAUUAGUAUCUUGGUAUAUUCGAAACAACUGAAUUUGUUUUGUAUUGUGGUGCAUUUUCUUCCUCGUGGUAUAAUUCAUUUUGCCGAAGUAGUAUGGUUGUUCUCAAGAACAUUGGAAUUUGGACGACUUUGUGGAUUUGAGCUCAGUAACA
Oryza brachyantha (malo sina) is the source of this 963-nucleotide messenger RNA. RefSeq lists its product as uncharacterized. The record is from RefSeq and is a predicted model, not a curated record. The transcript has 2 exons. The coding region runs from base 91 to 489 and encodes 132 amino acids. Lineage: Eukaryota; Viridiplantae; Streptophyta; Magnoliopsida; Poales; Poaceae.